CAGUUCCGCAGCGUCGUCGAAUUGAAAGUCGUCGAGGUCCUUCGGUCUACACUUCACGCCCUGUGACGAUGAGCUGACCAUGUCCUUGCUACAGAACGAAGACUUCGUCCUCUACCAACUCCGCACGUCCUACCUCUCACACAUCAAAGAUGGCGUUGGCGAGCGUCUAAUCACCGUCAACUCGUCUGUCUUGAACAAUCCAGCCUUCCGCGUCGCUGGAUGGAACGCGCAUGCCUCCGACAUCAAACGCACCUACUCCCCACCCAUACCUACCGCUGUCACUUCCGAUUACUUCCAAGCUCCCCGCUCCGCUGGUCUGUCCGCGCCAACAGGGUUUGGUGACGAUGAUGAAGAGGGGGGUUUAGUAACAGGUGGACAUGGAAGCAAUGAGACUGUGGGGCCGUCGAUCAAUGCGAGGCGGCGACGACGAAGAGAACAGCUCGAGGAGGAUGACAGCAGUGACUUGAGCGACGAAAGCGACGAUGAGGAUGGCGCACAACGACCAGUAACACAGAUCAAGUUUCAAAAGAUGCCCGUACGAAAUAGAGCAGGCUCAUCUCCGUUGCGGAGUAAGGACGGACCAUCUCUGAUGAUUACGUCGCCGUCAAGACCACCGGAGAGUGCGCUUAGGCGUGGCUCGCUAGGGGCGUUGGAGGCUGUCAAAGAAAGGGCCCGGAGAGACACCGUUACGAGCAGCGAGAUGUCGUCGGAAAACGAAUUCGAUGCGUCAGCAUUCCAGCGUCGGACUGUGCGACCACAUCGCCCAAGCAAAGCAGCGGCGGCCAACAUGCUUUCGCAACGAAUCGCCGAGGAUGAGAGGGAGAGCGAGGUACACCUAGAAGAGAUUCAAGCUGAGAUUGAGGCAGGCGGUGAAUCAGACGCUAGUUCGUUGUCAUCGUUCGCUGGCUCUGUCGACAGUAACCUAUCGUUGGGAGACGGUCAUGGAGUCACCUCACAGCCGUCACUACGACUAGGGUUAAGUAGUAUACCUACUGGCCCAUCGAAUCCAUCUCCGAAGAAAAGUCGAUCGGGGCCUGCGUUACUGCAAGCUCUACCACCGCCACGACCCAUCAGUAUGAUUCAGCCUGUCAGUGCACUCACACAGGCUUUCAAAGCAAAAGAUAAGAAACCAGAGAGCCCUUUCCAGAGAUUCGCGACGCUGUCAGGCGAAGGUAACCCGAAUCCACUUUGGAUCAAGAUCCAUGUUCCGUUUUCAAAAUCUUCAAAACCGAUUGAGAUGCCGUUGCGCAAAGCUGCCGAAGACGGUCGACCUAUCUCAGCAGGUGAUGCCAUAGGACUGGCUCUAUAUAAAUAUACCGAGGCAGGAAUUGAGCCUACAAUACCAUCAGAGAAAAUGAAUGUCAAUCACUGGGUAUUUCGAAUGUAUGAAGAUGGAGAGGUAGAAGAAGACUUCCCUCCAAUCACAAGAACGAAGCCGAUUGCGGACUUCACAUCCAACAACAAUCGCCCACCGAACCGGCGAGCAAGGGACAAGCCCUGGGACGAAUUUGCUCUCGUUCAAGCCUCUGAAAGCGAGUUCCAGGACAAUGAGAAAGCAACUCCGAUGUACACCAAGGAGGCUCAUGAAGCUAUGGAAGGAUCCUCCGCAUCAUCUAUGGCAUCUACUGCUCCCUCAGCUGCCAUUUCGCAGGUAUCUACAGCGCCGACCACGCCAGGGAUGGAGCACGGGCCUGCCACUGGGAUCGCUCGCCCAUUCCGCAACCCAGUUCUAGGUCUCGGCUUCAACCCGACUACCACGUACAAGAACGCCAUGAAUCCCCUAGACGCUCCCGCUACUCCUGUGUCACAUGCCACGCCGCGCAUGGGCGCCCAAAAAUCCAUAACUAUCAGCUUCCAUGACGACCAAUUCAAUGUCCGUAGGGUCAAUAUUGAAGCUACAACCGAUACGUAUAUCGCAGAAGUAUUCGAAAAGGUCUGCCACAGGCUGGCUAUCGAUAAAGCCUUAUUCGUACUCAAAGUCAGUGGCACCCAAACUGUUGCCCCGACCGAUAGGACCGUUGAGGCCCUUGGCGAUCGCAACGAACUCGAUCUCGUGCGCCGCAGAUUUGUUACAGACGGCGCUUUCGGGCUGUCUGGCUCUCCUGGUUCAUCGUCACCUAAUGCGCCGUUGCUGAUCAGCACCGGCGGAACACCGAAGAAAGGCAAGAAGGGUGCGCGUAUGGGCGGCGACAUGAUCCACCCCUUGGCACAGAAGCAAGACGCAUUGACUGGUGGUGGCAUCAGCACGUACAAGCGCUAUGCUGUAACUCGCAAGCAACCGAUGUCAUUCUCGUCCUCCUCAUCGCGCAUCCUGGCACUCGACGGCGAAUACAUGCACAUCAUGCCAUCCGAGACUGGCGGUGGCGGUGGAAACAAGGCACUCUUUGAACCGCAGGGCAAGACAACCGUCGUGCCAUUCUCCAGCGUUGUCGGUAGCAAAGUGAGCCGGCGUCAUCCGAGGAUGUUCCGCGUGGUCGUGUACAAGGAGCGCGAAACGAAGAGAUACGAUUUCGAGGCCAGCAGUGCGGGAGAGGCUCAGGAGAUUGUGAAGGAAAUCAAACGUGCUGUGGAGAGAUUUCAGGAGGGCGCUUACUGAAUGGGCGGUUUUGGGUAGUUUGCUGUGCUUGCAUUCUUGGGUUCAGGGAUAGGGUGGCUGGUUUCGGAGUAUAUGUAAUCUACUCAAGCUAUACUACUACUACUGGGUAGCAUCAUCAACGACUUAGGACGUACAUUGUAGUAUAGUGGAACACGUUUUGUUGUGCCUGAAUGGAUGCCUUGUUGCCUGACUAUUCUGCCUGAUGAUGGAUCGGCC
This is a messenger RNA of Pseudovirgaria hyperparasitica, 2812 nucleotides long. RefSeq lists its product as uncharacterized. Gene Ontology annotation, biological process: TORC2 signaling. Lineage: Eukaryota; Fungi; Ascomycota; Dothideomycetes; Acrospermales; Acrospermaceae. The record is from RefSeq and is a predicted model, not a curated record. The transcript has 2 exons. Gene Ontology annotation, molecular function: phosphatidylinositol-4,5-bisphosphate binding. Gene Ontology annotation, cellular component: cytoplasm; TORC2 complex; plasma membrane. The coding region runs from base 80 to 2596 and encodes 838 amino acids.